GUUGUCCUAAGGAGCCCAUUCGAAAGCUUGAAAGGAAAUCCUCCAACGGAAUCGACGAUACAGUUAAACUACUUAAGUCAACCUACAGCACCUCUAAAACCUUAACUCGUCGGAUCGUGUCACUACCACGUGGCUAUUAGGUAUCUAGAGCGCGGAAUUGAUCCGUCGCUAACUUCAAUUCAGCCCAACAAGUUUGCGGUUUGUCUUGCCUCAUCAACAGAUUCACGAAAAUAGCAAAAACAAAUCCUUUGCUUGCCUUACCUGCUUCGCUUACCUCUAAGAAACCUGAGAGGCGAUAAGUCAAGAUGACGUCGUCCAAUUCUAGCAACGAGCUUGAUUGCUCGCGAAAGGAGAUUCAUACAACCUUUGAUUAUGGAUUUGGAUUCAGCAAUGAUGGUAAUGCCGUUAGCGGGCAGGAUCUCACAUCUGGAAAGUCUAUGUAUGCUAAACUACAGCGCUUCGCUGGCAAGUUUGGUGUCGAACAACGAGGUAUCGAACGUGUCCCUACUGAUGAAAGAACGGACUCAAGUAUGGUACAAGUCGGAACACUGUGGUUUUCGGCGAAUAUGGUGGUUUCGUCAUUUGCUAUCGGUGCUCUAGCUCUGCCGGUAUACAACCUAGGUUUCGUCGACAGCGCUCUAACAAUCAUAUUUAUCAACCUUCUAGGCAUUGCGCCGGUGUGCCUCUUUUCGACUUUUGGACCCCGAUUCGGCCUUCGCCAGAUGAUAUUAUCCAGAUUCUUCUUCGGCUACUAUGGUGUGAAAUUAAUUGCCAUAUUCAAUAUCCUUGCUUGCCUUGGUUGGUCCGCUGUCAAUGUGAUUGUUGGCGCACAGUUCUUCCAUGCUGUCAACAGCGAUGUACCCGGUUGGGCCGGUAUUCUAGUCAUUGGCUUCGCAACGCUAGGAAUAACGACGUUUGGUUACAAGAUCGUCCACGCCUACGAGAAAUGGUCAUGGAUCCCCAUAUUCAUAAUAUUCAUGAUUGUUCUUGGCACCUUCGCCCAUAAAGGGGAAUUCAAUAGCCUCCUGCCCCUGAAGUCUGGACCCACUGAAGCCGGUGCCGUCCUUUCCUUCGCAGCUUCGGUCUUUGGUUUCGCUACAGGCUGGACAUCAUACGCCGCCGACUACACCGUAUAUCAGCCCGUAGACCGCUCUCGAAGAAGUGUCUUCCUUUGGACAUUCGGCGGUCUAUUCACCGCCCUCUGUUUCACCGAGCUCCUGGGCGCUGCAGUUGCCACAGCCAUGGCUACCAACAAGGCCUAUUAUACGGCGUACAACGAGGCACACAUUGGCGGCCUCCUAGCCCAAGUCCUUGUUCCGCCCCUGGGUCGAUUUGGCGAGUUCUGCGUCGUACUGCUAGGCCUAUCGAUUAUUGGUAACAACUGCCCGAAUGCCUACUCGGUAUCUCUCUCCCUACAAGCCCUAUCCGAACGCACCCGCCGCGUGCCCCGUUUCGCAUGGACGCUUGUUGGUACUGCUGUCUAUAUCGGCGUCGCGAUACCCGGCUACGACCACUUCGAAGAUGCACUCGAAAGCUUCAUGCUUAUCAUCGGCUACUGGCUUGCCAUAUAUGAAGGCGUGUCGCUUACCGAACACUUCGUCUUCCGCCGUGGUGAUCUCGCUCGAUAUAGUCCUGAGGAUUACGCCGAUGCGAAGCUCCUGCCACCUGGAUAUGCGGCUAUUGCGGCGUUCUUCAUGGGUGUUCUAGGUGCGAUACUAGGUAUGUCGCAGCCUUGGUUCACGGGCCCGAUUGGUGGACUUUGCGGUGCCGAUAUUGGGUUCGAGCUUGCGUUUGGGUUUGCGGCUGUGAGCUAUGUGGGCAUGAGAUCGGUGGAGAAGGGAUGGAUGAGGAGAUGACCUUGAACGAGUAAAAAUGCAUAUGGUAUAGACCCAAAGCGGGGGUUUUAGGGUUCGAAAACCCGGUAUAGGGGCGAUCGUUCGCAGGCCAUGUUUUUGUUUCUUGACGAUUUUGGUACUUGGACCUACUCUUAGCGGGUAGAGGGGUGUAAGUUAGGAGAUCAAGAGUAUACCAAUAUCAAGAGACGGCGAAGAGACGGAAGAAGAGGAGCAAUAGGGAUGUGGCAUGGCCACAUAAUAUCAGAGGAGGGAGAUAGGACCUACGUAGAUCUUAGAGGAGAGGUCGCGAUGUACGGUACGGUAUGUGUUCGAUACCACCCAUUUUUUUCUCAAUACGAUGAAAAUGAACAGAGUGGGGUGUUUUUAUAGACUUCUAUUUAUGUUAUAUUUAUAGUGUUUUGGGUGUUGUUUUAUUCAGUCAGUGCAUUGCUCUGAUUAUAAUGGAUAAAUACGGGUUCUCUGGGCGUCGUUAGUGUUACUCGUAUAGUACAUACGGCGCUGGUGGUACUACUUAACGACGUGGCCAUUGACUUUAGGGAAGCAAUCAAAUACAAGAAUUGAUGUCAGCAAGGUGGCUCAGUGGUGUCCCCUAUUCCACAAUUCUACUUAUAAAUAUCACUGCGAGGCAAUGUAAUGCGAGGCGGAAAAAGAAUAGCAUAAGUGUAUCUCUUUAAGUAA
This is a messenger RNA of Hypoxylon trugodes, 2534 nucleotides long. RefSeq names its product purine-cytosine permease. Gene Ontology annotation, cellular component: fungal-type vacuole membrane; plasma membrane. The transcript is spliced from 3 exons. Gene Ontology annotation, molecular function: transmembrane transporter activity. The coding region runs from base 306 to 1856 and encodes 516 amino acids. Gene Ontology annotation, biological process: transmembrane transport. Lineage: Eukaryota; Fungi; Ascomycota; Sordariomycetes; Xylariales; Hypoxylaceae. The record is from RefSeq and is a predicted model, not a curated record.